Molecule: messenger RNA, 1043 nt
Organism: Bactrocera tryoni
Lineage: Eukaryota; Metazoa; Arthropoda; Insecta; Diptera; Tephritidae
Exons: 3
Coding region: 275-874 (199 amino acids)
Source: RefSeq, a predicted model, not a curated record
CACGAAGACAAAGUGAAGUGAUUUCUCUCAGUUGUGGCGACCAAGUCAGCAGCAAUUCCACACUGUGACAAAAGUUAGCUGAUAAGAUGUCAGCGCAAUAAAUACAUUUCAUACUUCAACUGUCUUAGACAAAAAUAUUUACUUACAUAAAAAUAAAUCUGCAGUAGCAGUUUUAUAGCUUAAGGUGUCGCAGGCACUACUGUGUUAACUGUGUGAAACCGCGUCCACGCCCAAACUAUUGUGAAAGUGCACGAAGAGACAGAAGAGACAAGAAAUGACGCAGAAACUAAUUGUAAUCACCUUUAUCUGCUUGCUAAGCGCUGAGCUUUACUUGUGCGCCUACAUAGCACGGGAGCCGCGUAGCGCUGAGAGCGAGGAAACAGUCGUAACAGAAAGUCCAGUUGAGAACCCAGUGGAGCAUAGCUUCAUUAGUAGCGCCACACGUGCACAAUUCGAACGCGAGGCCUUGAAUGAGACCAAAAUUUUUCUCAAUACCCUAUUUCGCUCGCAAAUUGAUUAUUUCAGCAAGGUAAAGGAAUUUCUACCGGCCACAGUGAAGCGCGUAGCGGAUAUAGACAAGUAUAUUGAGCGCUUGGAGAAAGCUAUAUUGGCGGACUCCGUGCAGGAGAAGGACAAAAUGUGGCGUGACACUUUCGUUGAGUUCAGCGAAAGUGCUUUUCUGCUCAAUAAUGAGAAGGAUACUGGUGUUUCAAAUAUGCGCUAUUUGGAAAUCCUUAACGAUGCUGGUCUGGAAGAGACCACUAAGAAAUUCUUAACCGAUGUGACGAUAUACUUUUGGAAAAUGGCCAAAGCGAGCGGCAAAGUAGUGGAAUCAACUAUUGAGGAACAAAUAGAGAAAUGGACAAAGGAAUGAAUUACACAAAUUGUGAAAAUGUGUGUGAAAGAAGUCUGAAACUAAACACUUUGUUGAUCGAAGUACAAAAAAUCAAAAAUAUAUUUUAGAAAUAUCCCUUUAUAGUGUUCAACUAAUAUAAGGCAUACUCGCCCCCAUCUUCUCUCACGAUUGAUAGAAAUUCAAAAUU